GCGCCCGCUCGUAUCCUUCCGCGGGGAGAGGAAGUGCUGCUAGACCAAUCACAUCUGUGUUUACACCGUCACCUGUCAAACACCUCUGCUACAUUUCUCUCUGAAAGGAGCUGAAACACACACUCACACUGAAGCGCCUUCGGUAGCCGCUAACUGGACGGACUCUCUGGCAAUCGACCUUUUGCAGUGGAAAAGUGGAAUAAGUCUUGAACCAUGAGCUCAGUGGCUGUGUUGACCCCGGAGAGCUUCGCCGAGCAUCGCAGCGGUCUGAAGGACCAGGAGAUAACAGGUUGCGUCCCGGAGGAUGAGGCCUACAUCCCCACCUAUCUGGAGGCCUUCCCUCCGCUGCCGGAGAAAGGCGCUCCAGGGGAAAAGACCGGGGAGCCGGCUUCGGCUUGGGGGAGCAAGAUCCGUCCCAUCAAGGCCUCCGUUAUCACCCAGGUGUUCCAUGUCCCCCUGGAGGAGCGGCGCUACAAGGACAACAGCCAGUUUGGGGAAGGAGAGGAGGCCAAGGUGUGCCUGGACAUCAUGCAGAGGACAGGAGCGCACAUUGAGCUGUCCCUGGCUAAAGACCAGGGCCUGUCCAUCAUGGUUACCGGCAAACUGGACUCGGUGAUGAAGGCUCGCAAGGAAAUCGUUGCCCGCCUGCAGACGCAGGCGUCUGCGACGGUCGUCAUUCCCAAGGAGCACCACCGCUUCGUCAUCGGCAAGAACGGCGAGAAGCUGCAGGAGCUGGAGCUGAAGACCGCCACCAAGAUCGCUAUUCCACGACCCGACGACCCCAGCGCCAACAUCCGCAUCACCGGCACCAAGGAGGGCAUCGAGAAGGCGCGGCACGAGAUCCUCCUGAUCUCAGCGGAGCAGGACAAGCGCGCGGUGGAGCGGCUCUCCCUGGAGAAGGCCUUCCACCCCUUCAUCGCCGGCGCCCACAACAGGCUGGUGCAGGAACUGAGCCAGGAGACGGGCGCCCGCAUCAGCAUCCCGCCGCCGAGCCUGCCGAAGGACGAGAUCGUCAUCACCGGAGAGAAGGAAGCCGUCGCUCUGGCCGUCAGCCGCAUCCGAGCCAUCUAUGAAGACAAGAAGCGGAAGACCACGACGAUCUCUGUGGAGGUGAAGAAGUCCCAACACAAGUACAUCAUCGGUCCAAAGGGCAACACCCUGCAGGAGAUCCUGGAGGCCACCGGGGUGUCGGUGGAGAUGCCUCCUCUGGACUCCGCCUCAGAGACCAUCAUCCUCAGAGGGGAGCCGGACAAACUGGGACCGGCUCUCACACAGGUCUACGCCAAGGCGAAGAGCGUGAUGGUGAUGGAGGUCAGCGCUCCAGCUUGGCUCCAUCGCUUCAUCAUCGGCAAGAAAGGGCAGAACAUCGGGCGCAUCACGCAGCAGCUGCCGCGGGUUCACAUCGAGUUCACAGACGGCGAGGAGCGGAUCAGUCUGGAGGGCCCGACGGAGGAGGUGGAGCAAGCUCAGGCUCAGAUACAAGAGAUCAUCAAGGACCUGCUGGUGAGGAUGGAUUAUACCGAGGUCAGCAUCGAUCAGCGUUUCCACAGACACCUCAUCGGGAAGAACGGAGCCAACAUCAAUCGGAUCAAGGAGCAGUACAAGGUGUCGGUGAGAAUCCCACAGGACUCCGAGAGAAGCAACCUGGUCCGCAUCGAGGGAGACCCUAAAGGAGUGCAGAUGGCGCGCAGAGAGCUCAUCGAGAUGGUCCAGAGGAUGGAGAACGAGCGCACCAAAGACCUGAUCGUGGAGCAGAAGUUUCAUCGGACAAUCAUCGGGCAGAAGGGGGAAAAGAUCAAGGAAGUUCGGGAUAAGUUUCCUGAGGUCAUCAUCACGUUCCCCGACCCGUCGCAGAAGAGCGACAUCGUCCAGCUGAGAGGGCCGAAGAACGAGGUGGAGAAAUGCGCCAAGUUCCUGCAGAAGAUCAUCGCCGAGCUGAUCGAGAACAGCUUCUCGCUCUCCGUUCCCAUCUUCAAGCAGUUUCACAAAAACAUCAUCGGGAAGGGCGGCGCCAACAUCAAGAAGAUCCGGGAGGAGACCAACACUAAGAUCGACCUGCCGACGGAGAACAGCAACUCAGAGAUGAUCGUCAUCACAGGGAAGAAGAACAACUGUGAGGCGGCCAGAGAUCGAGUCCUCGCCAUCCAGAGAGACCUGGCCAACAUCAAGGAGACAGAAGUCGCCAUCCCAGCCAGGCUGCACAACUCUCUGAUCGGCUCCAAGGGCUGCCUGGUGCGCUCCAUCAUGGAGGACUGCGGGGGCGUCCACAUCCACUUCCCCUCGGAGGGCUCCGGCUCGGACAAGGUCACCAUCCGGGGGCCCGCCGGCGAGGUGGAGAAGGCCAGGAAGCAGCUGCUGCAGCUGGCGGAGGAGAAGCAAGUCAACAACUUCACCGCGGACCUGCAGGCCAAACCGGAGUACCACAAGUUCCUGAUCGGACGGGGCGGGGCCAACAUCCGGCGCGUCAGGGACCGGACGGGGGCCCGCAUCAUCUUCCCGUCGCCCGACGACACGGAGCAGGAGCUGAUCACCAUCGUGGGGAAGGAGGAAGCCGUGCGUCAGGCCCAGAAGGAGCUGGAGAUUCUGGUCAAAAACCUGGACGACGUGGUGGAGGACAGCAUGGAGGUGGAGGUCCGCCACCAUCGGCACUUCGUGUGUCGCAGGGGCCAGGUGCUGCGGGAGCUGGCGGAGGAGUACGGCGGCGUGGCGGUGAGCUUCCCCCGCACAGGGUCCAACAGCCAGAGGGUGACCCUGAAGGGGGCGAAGGACUGCGUGGAGGCGGCGAAGAAGCGCAUCCAGGAGAUCAUCGAGGACCUGGAGUCGCAGGUGAGCGUGGAGGUGGCCAUCCCUCAGCGGCACCACCGCGCCAUCAUGGGGCCCAAAGGCAGCCGCAUCCAGCACAUCACCAGGGAGCACGAGGUCCAAAUCAAGUUCCCCGAGAGAGACGACGGCGCCGCUGCAGGUCAGGACGCCUCGCCGCAGGAGAACGGAGACGUCAGUCCGGAGGCGGAGUUUGUCCCCCGCAAGUGUGACAUCAUCACCAUCUCUGGACGGGCGGAGAAAUGCGAACUGGCCAAAGCGGCCCUGCUGGCGUUGGUGCCCAUCACGGAGGACGUGGAAGUGUCCUACGAGCUGCACCGCUACAUCAUCGGCCAGAAGGGCAGUGGAAUCAGGAAGCUGAUGGAAGAAUACGAGGUGAACAUCUGGGUGCCGCAGCCUGAAAAACAGCUGGACGUGAUCAAGGUGACGGGCCUGGCAGCCAACGUGGAGCGUGCCAAGCUGGGCCUCCUGGAGAGGGUCAAAGAGCUCCAGGCCGAGCAGGAGGACCGGGCCCUGCGCAGUUUCAAGGUCACCAUGUGUGUCGACCCAAAGUUUCAUCCCAAGAUCAUCGGCCGGAAAGGAGCGGUCAUCUCCCAGAUCAGGAAGGACCACGACGUCAGCAUCCAGUUCCCCGACAAAGGAGACGAGCAGCAGGACCUGAUCGUGAUCUCCGGGUACGAGCGGAACGUGGAGGAGGCGCGCCUGGCCAUCCAGCUGCUGGUGUCCGAGUUACAGGAGAUGGUGAGCCAGGACGUCCACCUGGACCCGAGGACUCACGCCCGCAUCAUCGGCGCCCGCGGCAAAGCCAUCCGCAAGCUGAUGGAGGAGUUCAAGGUGGACAUCCGGUUCCCUCAGCCGGGCUCCGACGAGCCCGACAAGGUGACGGUGACGGGCCUUCCUGACACCGUGGACGCAGCCAUAGACCACCUGCUCAAUCUGGAGGAGGAAUAUCUGCUCAGCGUGACGGAGACAGAGACCUUGGCGGCGUACAUGAAGCCUCCGUCUCGCUACGGAGGGGGAGGCGGAGCCGGAGGCCUGGACGACAGCAGCGGGGGUCCUGCUAAGGGCUUUGUGGUGCGGGACGCCCCCUGGAACGCAGCAGGGAACAAGGCUCCUGAUAUGAGCAGCGCCGAGGAUUUCCCCACAUUCGGGAGCGGCGUGGCCCCGAAGCAAACGUCGGCCUGGGGCCCCAAGAAGUUCUGAGGCUCUGAGGGAAAACAGCGAAACUUGUGUACAGUAGAGUACGAGAGACAAAAACCAGUUUCAAGUCAACUUGCUGCUCGCCUUUCCCCCCCCGUCUACCCCUCGUCUCUUUAGCGUCCCCCGUCGUCACGCACCGUUCUCCCACAACCAGCCACAGUGAAUCCUGGGAGAACGAGUCCUGUUUGUCUCUCUCCAUGUAGUCCAUUCCACUCCUCCUGCCUUGAAGACAGAGGGGGAAAAUGCUGUCCUCAUGAUUUUGCUACCCCAGCUCUGCUUCUUCCUGCAACAUUUCACAAACCGUUUUCUUCUUCUUCUCCCUCUAAGACUGCCAAACGCCCCCCCCCCCCCUCCUCUACUCCCCCCCCCACACUGAAGUCCUGUUUCAGUUCCUCAGAGAGCAGAGAGGAGGAACCCUCACACUUCCUAAGCAGGACCUUUCCAGGAAGUUGAGCGCUUUUUCCUCGCGCAACAGCUAAAUCUUGGAUUUUUAAUCUUGAAAUCUAAAGGAAACAAAUUAGUUUUUUUUUUUUUAGCUCGACAGGAAUUUUUAACAAAAGGAAAUAAUGUUUUAAGUUUUUUUUUUUUCCUAAAGUUUCCCAUUUUCUCACUGAUGUGCUGCAGCAGGUGAGGCGUCGGGGGUCUGUGCACCUUCCACUGAGUAGAUUUUCUCAUCAGAAACCAGCAAUGAAAAACAGAAAUCUAGAGGUAAAUAUCAAAAUAAAAAACAAAAAUGCAGGCAUGUAAAAAAAAUGUGUAUAUACGUUUUUGUUUUGUAUUUUAACUUAUACAGCGCCCCCUACAGGGACGCUGUAAAAUAGUCGCAGCUUUUACGCUAAUGCAGAAAUAUAAGUUUUUGGGUUUGUUUGCCAGUGAUUUUGUUUUAUCACCUUUUAUAUGAAAACAAAAUGAAACCAAAAAUUUCAACUUUUGCUGAUCUAUCCAACCACAAAAAAAAGAAC
Molecule: messenger RNA, 4982 nt
Organism: Fundulus heteroclitus (mummichog)
Lineage: Eukaryota; Metazoa; Chordata; Actinopteri; Cyprinodontiformes; Fundulidae
Gene: hdlbpb
Product: high density lipoprotein binding protein b
Exons: 28
Coding region: 214-4023 (1269 amino acids)
Cellular component (GO): cytoplasm; nucleus
Molecular function (GO): mRNA binding
Source: RefSeq, a predicted model, not a curated record